Messenger RNA from Cuculus canorus (common cuckoo), 3065 nucleotides. It is a transcript of the gene PATL1, whose product is annotated as PAT1 homolog 1, processing body mRNA decay factor. The record is from RefSeq and is a predicted model, not a curated record. Gene Ontology annotation, molecular function: RNA binding. The coding region runs from base 137 to 2431 and encodes 764 amino acids. Gene Ontology annotation, cellular component: P-body. NCBI's taxonomy places the organism in Eukaryota, Metazoa, Chordata, Aves, Cuculiformes, Cuculidae. Gene Ontology annotation, biological process: P-body assembly; deadenylation-dependent decapping of nuclear-transcribed mRNA. The transcript is spliced from 19 exons.
CUAUCAUUAAGCCCUGCCCCCUCCUUCCGUUAGUCGCGCCCUGCGUGUGUGACGUCAUGCGCGCGCGCCGGCGCAUGCGCGGGGCCGCCGGGGAGCGGGCGGCGCGCGGGGCCUGCGGGCGGUGGGCGCCGCCGCCAUGUUCCGGUACCAGUCCCUGGAGGACUGCCCGCUGGAUGAGGAUGAAGACGCCUUCCAAGCGUUGGGGGAGGAAGACGAAGACAUCGAUCAGUUCAAUGAUGACACGUUUGGAGCUGGGGCUGUCGACGAUGACUGGCAGGAGGCGCAUGAGCGGUUGGCAGAACUGGAGGAGAAACCGGUGGCCAACAGGGAACGGGAUGGAGGCGGCGGUGAGGACACAGACCUGCUGGGUGACCCCGAGGACGCGCUGGCAGAGCGGCUCACCCGGCUGGUGAUUGACAGCGAGCUGGAGGACCCCGCCAUCAUGCAGGCUGUGCAGACGAGGGGCCCUGCGCAGCAGCCUGGGGGGCUGAAUUCCAGCAUCUGGGAUAGCUCGGCCGUCCUGCAGCGCAUCCGGGGGCCGCUGCUCACUCAGGAGAUGCCAUCGGUGUCCGUGCUGGACUACGCUCUGCCUCAGAGACCCGCACAGCCUCGAGAGGAAGAGCGGGACCCCUCGGAGCGAGCGCUGCCCCGGCGUUCCUCGUCCCCUGUCAUCGGGAGCCCUCCUGUCCGGGCUGUUCCCAUCGGCACCCCUCCCAAGCAGGCCACCAUGCCCAACUUCAACCAGCAGAUCCUGUGUCCGAAGCCUGUCCACAUCCGAGCUCCCAUGCAACAGCGCUACCCUCCUUCCUACGGCGAGAGGAUGUCCCCCAACCAGCUCUGCAACGUACCGAAUUCCUCCCUCCUGGGCCACCCGUUCCCUCACAGCGUCUCUCCUGUCCUCACCCACCUGCAGAGAGCGCAGCUGCUUGGAGGAGCCCAGGCCGGCCGAAUGUCCCCCAGCCAGUUUGCCCGGGUCUCUGGCCUGGUCGGAAGCCCCCUCCCCUCUGUCAAUCCUAAGCUGCUCCAGGGUAGAGUUGGGCAGAUGAUGUCUCCAGCCGGUGGGUUUCGUGCCUUCUUUGGGGCUCCUCCCGCUCCUCCUCCCUCACAGCCGCAGCACCCGCCAGGCCCUGGAUCCCACCUGCAGAGCCUCCGGCCGCAGCCCCAGAUGUUCCGACCGGACACCACCCACCUGCACCCCCAGCACCGCCGGCUCCUGCAUCAGCGGCAGCAGCAGAACCGAAACCAGCACCGGAGCCUCAACGGCUCUGUGGGGGACCGAGGGGGUCACCGGAGCAGCCACCAGGAGCAGAUGCGCAAAGAUCCCUAUGCCAACCUCAUGCUGCAGCGGGAGAAGGAUUGGGUGUCCAAGAUCCAGAUGAUGCAGCUGCAGAGCACUGAUCCCUACCUGGAUGACUAUUACUACCAGAAUUACUUCCAGAAGCUGGAGAAGUUGUCAGCAGCAGAGGAAGUCCAGGGUGAGGGUCCCAAGAAGGAACGCACUAAACUCAUCACACCUCAGGUGGCCAAGCUGGAGCACGCCUACAAGCCAGUGCAGUUUGAGGGCUCACUCGGGAAGCUGACGGUGUCCAGUGUGAACAACCCCCGGAAGAUGAUUGACGCAGUGGUGACCUCCCGCAGCGAGGAUGAUGAGACGAAGGAGAAGCAGGUUCGGGACAAGAGGCGCCAGACCCUCGUCACAAUCGAGAAGACGUACAGCCUCCUCCUGGACGUGGAGGACUACGAGAGACGCUACCUCCUGAGCCUGGAAGGCGAGCGGCCGGCCCUGAUGGGCGAGAGGAAGCAGAAGAUCUGCGAUAUGUAUGACAAUCUUAGGGGGAAGGCACCCGGGCAGGAGAGGCUGAGUGAUGACCACUUCAUGCAGAUCAUGUGCAUCCGGAAAGGGAAACGCCUAGUGGCCCGGAUCCUCCCCUUCUUGUCACCCGAGCAAGCGGCCGACGUGCUCAUGGCAACGGCCAGGAACCUGCCCUUCCUCAUCAAGAAGGAUGCUCAGGAUGAGGUGCUGCCCUGCCUGUUGAGGCCCUUCUCACACGUUCUCUACCACCUUCCCUUGGGAACGGUCACCAGCCUUGUGCAGCAGCUAACGAACCUACCUCAGAGCGCGACGGCGCCCACCAACCCACACCUCACUGCUGUGCUCCAAAACAAGUUUGGCCUCUCCCUGCUGUACUUGGUGUUGAGCCGCGGGGAGGAAUUGCAGAGCUCGGAUGCGACCACGGAGCUAAUGCAGGACAACCAGUGGACGGAGCUGAUGCUUAUGGCGACCCGGGAGCUCCUGCGGAUCCCUCAGGCGGCCUUGGCGAAGCCAGUGUCCACCCCUUCCAACCUGAUCUCCCUCUUCUCUCGCUACGUUGACCAGCAGAAGCUGAACCUGUUGGAGACGAAAUUGCACUUGGUGCACGGGAUCCGGUAGGACACGUCCACGUUCCAGAGGAUGGAUUGGGAGGGCACGCGGCCCACCUGCUAUCGAUCCCUGUGGGACGGUGUAUCCCCGCUGUCCCCUGGUGCAGGAUCCGGGCUGGGGGGUGGGGCGGAAAGGGAGCAAUUUGGCUGCUUCUCCCCCAAAGUUCUGCACCCCCCCCCAACAACAACAACAACAGCUGCUGCAUCUCCCCACCACCACACGCACACUACGGAGGAACGGAGCUUGGGCAGGGCUGAGAGAGCCCUCCCCUCGCUCCGUGGGGUGCCCCCUCCUCCUUCCCCGCCCCCCCCCAGCCCCACAUCGCUGUGUGAACGCCCACACACACCUCAUUUUUGCACACUUGCCUUGUCUUCCCGAGCCUCCCUGCCCUCCUUCCUGCACCGGGAUCUCUCCCGGCAGCUCCAGGCUGAGGGCGGGGAUGGCUCAGCCGUGCCCUCCCUCUGGAAUUGGGGAAGGGGGGGGGGGGCAGGGAGGGAGGAGGGGAUGUUGGAUUUUUAUUCUUUUUGCUUUUAAACAAGAAACCAGAAAGAUUUGCACAUGUAAGGAUUUUACAACCUGUGACUCCUCCCUGGCAUUAACCAGCCCUUCCCCGCCUGCUCCCGGCCCCCCCCUCGCUCUCCUC